Messenger RNA from Eucalyptus grandis, 3243 nucleotides. Its product is annotated as probable aldo-keto reductase 2. The transcript is spliced from 5 exons. The coding region runs from base 2113 to 3153 and encodes 346 amino acids. Lineage: Eukaryota; Viridiplantae; Streptophyta; Magnoliopsida; Myrtales; Myrtaceae. Gene Ontology annotation, cellular component: cytoplasm. The record is from RefSeq and is a predicted model, not a curated record.
UUAGGAAGAAGAAUCCUCAAAGGGGUGGAACUCCUUAAUGUCACCUCCUAUAUUCCCACCUAUCCAAGAAGAAAAAGAUAUGAAGGGGAUUAGGAGGCCUUUAGUGGGGAAGGUAAAUAUUAUGUCAGGACUUUGGUUCUGACUAUUUUGGAAUAGACAUAUAUAGUAGUCUCAUGCACCUAGAAUAAGAAAGUGGAGCGUCCAACUUCCUGCUAGGUUGCCUAAGGAUACACAUGGCAAUGGGUUUCUGGACAUUGGCCUAAUGUAUAUCGUCGUUCAAUUUUUAAUUUGUUCAAUAUAGUCUAUAAACAUUAGUUCAAUAUGCAAUGUAGACUCUGCAGUUUUUAUUUGUUCAAUCUAAUCCCUAAACUUUCGGUAUAUGUUUAAUUUGGUCCUUUAAUUAUAAUAAAAUGUUCAAUGUUAUCUCUGAUUUUGAAUUAAUGGAAAAAUUACAUUAAACAUUUUCAUAGAUUUAAAUGAUUACAUUGAACAAAUUGAACAAAUUAAAAAUUAAAUGACUAUAUUGCAUAUUGAGUGAAAAUUUAUGGACCAUUUUUGUGAUUAUUCCCAUUGCAAAAAUAGAAUAUUUUGACCACCCACCUGGGUAGUGUUGCUGGCGGCGAGCUUCUCCCCCUAACGCAAUGGGAGGAGUUCGAUUUCCGGGCGUCGUAGGGUGACUUAUCCGGUGGUAUGUGUGUGAUGGCUAGCACGUGUCCUCCAGGGUUUACUCCCGUUACCCCUGGCCUUUCGGGCUGUCCGUGUUAGUACGGUGCGCAGGUUCCCUAGGUCACCAAAAAAAAAUAGAACAUUUAACAAGGAAAAAAAAUCUAUACAUAGAUAAUAGAGAUACACAUCAAUAAAUAUGUCAUGAUAAUAAUUAAAUCUACAAAAUAUUUAAUACCUUCAUUAUAAGAAAAACGAGGUGGCUGAGGAUUGCGGCCUCCACUCCCUCCCUCAAUUUUUCCAUUUACAUAACUUUAAAGUCGUGCAAAACUAUUGUUGAUGAUUACUCAAUCCGGACUUGCCUUUUGAGUUACACAUGGUUAAUUUUGUUAGCAAAAUUUGUAUCAUGCACAUAUCACAAUUUUUCAACAUUGUGCAAUCAAUUCUUGAAAGUUCUGAAAUUUCGGAGUUACGCAAUAUGAUAUAAACCUUUAUUCUUUCACGAGUCCUAGUUAUGAUUAUUUUUAGGACCGUGCGAUUUUCAUUCCAAAUUUUGCUUUUCACGCUUCCUUUUACAGCGUUUUCCUUUUUGAUCAUAUUACAUCCGCUAUCCCUCCUUUCGUUCGAUUGCUUGCUUUUCUUUUCUUGCAAGUCUCACGUUGUUCUUUCUUUGCUAUUAAUAUAAUGACAUAAAGUAGUUUUUAAAUUUUGACUCAAUAUAUAAUUUGAAUGUGAUUUCUGGACUUUAUCCUAGAGUUGAUUUUCCUUGCUUUGUUGUCUCCCCUUUCAGCUCAUGCUGACCAGCCAUUUGUACCCCAUUCCUCUUCUUCUUACUCUGUUUUCGAGCUUUCGUCCACCCUUUCCUUUCCUUGCUGACCAUCUGAGGGAAGACGAAGAGCUGGGCUCUCUCUUCUCUAAAGAAGAGUCGCAGGACGUGCAUUCGAACCUGCAAUAAUGUCUCUCCUCAUUGAUUUUUGCCCCGAAAAUGUCUGUCUUCCAGCUGUUCGAUAAAAUGCCUCUGAGAAAAGUGUUACUGGGUUGGCUUGUUCGGUUUCUCUAUUUGCUUUCGUUAUUAUUAUUUUUUUCUUUCAGGACGAGGACAGUAACUUCGUCUUCGAGGGAAAACCAUACGGAGGAUGCCUUUGUCCGGCGGCGCGAGAACGGCGGGGAAGAAGGUUCGGGCGCGGGUUCCUUCGUCCAGGUUCCCGCCGAACGACGGCACGGCGGACUCCGGAAUCUCGCCGGCGAGCUUGUUGUGGGAUUCAGUCGAGAGUAGGUGACGAGAGCCUGACGUCAGCACGCGCGCCUUUUUGUAGACCCGUUGACUUUUCACCGCCGGCAGCUUCGUUGUCGCGUCGGUUCAGUGGAGGAAGCGAGCGAGCGAGCUCUCGGACCGUUUCUUGUCCGCGCUCUCUUCUCGCAUUGACCUCGAGAUAGGCGGCGGCGGCGAUGGCGAUGGCGUCGGCGGCGGUGAGGAGGAUCAAGCUGGGGUCGCAGGGCCUGGAGGUCUCGGCGCAGGGGCUGGGCUGCGCGCGCAUGUCCCCCUUCUCCGGCCCCCCGAAGCCCGACCCCGACAUGAUCGCACUCAUCCGCCACGCCGUCGGCUCUGGCGUCACCUUCCUCGACACCGCUGACAUCUACGGCUUUAGUACCAACGAAGUCCUCAUCGGAAAGGCAAUGAAGGGAGGGGUGAGAGAGAAGGUGGAAUUGGCGACCAAGUUUGGGCUCUGCUAUGCGGACGGAAAGUGGGAAGUCCGGGGCGAUCCGGUGUACGUGAGGGCGGCCUGCAAGGCCAGCUUGAAGCGUGUCGACAUCGAUUGCAUCGACCUCUACUACCAACACCGUAUCGACACUCGCGUCCCCAUCGAAGUCACUAUUGGGGAGCUAAAGAAACUCGUUGAAGAGGGCAAAAUCAAGUACAUUGGCUUAUCCGAGGCCUCUGCAUCAACAAUUAGAAGAGCACAUGCUGUUCAUCCCAUCACAGCGGUGCAAUUGGAGUGGUCACUGUGGUCAAGAGAUGUGGAGGCGGAGAUCAUUCCCACAUGCAGGGAGCUUGGCAUUGGAAUUGUUGCGUACAGUCCUUUAGGACGAGGAUUCUUUUCUGUCGGUUCCAAGUUAUUGGAGAAUUUCUCUGAGGAUGACUUUAGACAGAAACUACCGAGGUUCCAGCCAGAGAACUUGGCUCACAACGCGAAGUUAUUUGACCGAGUGAAUGAAAUUGCGCAAAGAAAGGGAUGCGCCCCAUCGCAGUUAGCCCUUGCCUGGGUACACCACCAGGGCAAUGACGUCUGCCCAAUUCCCGGCACAACCAAGAUCGAGAAUUUCAAUCAGAACAUCAGAGCUCUAUCGGUGAAGCUUUCUUCAGAAGACAUGGCUGAGCUUGAAUCGAUUGCUUCCGCAGACAAUGUCAAGGGCAGCAGGUAUGAUAGCAGCAUCUCUACAUGGGAAAACUCCGAUACUCCACCCCUUUCUUCAUGGAGCGCUGCUUAGAAAGCACGUCUCCUUCUGUCUCCGCAUCUUUGAUAUGCAGAGUUUGAGCAUUCGCUGCUGAAGUAAUUUGAGGCUAUGUGGUGCGGCUGU